Molecule: messenger RNA, 1813 nt
Organism: Dimorphilus gyrociliatus
Lineage: Eukaryota; Metazoa; Annelida; Polychaeta; Dinophilidae
Source: the annotation of a GenBank genome assembly
CAUGUCUUUCUUCAACGGAGCAUCUUAUAACCUCUUCGGAGGAGGUGGACGGCGAACGUCCUAUUCUCCACCGAAUUGGUUAGCUAGACGCAUGCCGUUACUUCGGCAUGCAGAUAAGGUUGAGAAGAGGAGGCCUCAUAGUUAUCACGAUAAACCGGAUGAAGUUCAAUUAAACUACUAUGCCGGAUAUUCAAAGCCGGUUUGUCAGACGAAAAUUGAUCCAGAGACUAUUUUCGAUAAACACGAUCGUAUUGGUAAAGGUUCCUUUGGUGAAGUGUUCAAAGGCAUUGAUAGACGAACCCACGAAGUCGUCGCCAUUAAAAUAAUAGAUUUAGAAGAGGCCGAAGAUGAAAUUGAAGAUAUUCAACAAGAAAUAAUGGUUCUUUCUCAAUGCGAUUCAAAUUACGUAACGAAAUACCACGGCAGCUACCUAAAGGGUACAAAGUUAUGGAUUAUAAUGGAAUAUUUGGGCGGUGGAUCCGCCUUAGAUUUAAUGAAAGCGGGAACUUUUGAAGAAAUGUAUAUAGCCAUUAUCCUACGGGAAAUACUUAAGGGCCUAGAUUAUUUACAUUCCGAGGGAAAAUUACAUCGAGACAUUAAAGCUGCUAAUGUUCUAUUGUCAGAACAAGGCGAUGUUAAGCUUGCAGAUUUCGGUGUUGCCGGCCAACUUACAGCCACAACGUCAAAAAGAAAUACAUUCGUUGGUACUCCUUUUUGGAUGGCGCCAGAAGUUAUCAAACAAUCGAAUUAUGACGUUAAAGCAGAUAUAUGGAGCUUAGGAAUUACAGCUAUGGAAUUAGCAAAAGGAGAACCUCCAUAUGCAGAUUUACAUCCGAUGAAAGCUUUAUUUUUAAUACCUAAGAAUCCAGCGCCAACUCUAUCUGGAAAUUACUCUAAAGCCUUUAAAGAAUUCGUUGAUGCUUGCUUAAAUAAAGAUCCCGAGAAUAGGCCGACAGCGAAGGAACUAUUAAAGUAUCGCUAUAUAACUAGAGCGCGAAAAACGUCCUACCUUAUAGAAUUGAUUGAUAAACAUCAGAAGUGGGUUAGCGGGGGUCAUCAGCAAGAGUCGAGCGACAGUGAUAGUGAAAUUUCUGAUGAGAAUGGCGAAGGUGCAACAGGAGAUUGGGAUUUUGAGACGGUCACUACUAAAAAAUUGGAGAAAAAAUAUGGAAAUACAAAUUUAGAAAAUGAAAAUUCUAAGGAAAAUAGUAAUUCGACCGUGCCUUCCAAUACUCAACUAGAAAAUCAUUCCCCAAAGGAAACAACUGAAAUAUCAAUCGUUAAGGCUAAGGAUGUGUCUAAGGAUAGUGAAAAUGAAGUGAAGGAACAGUUGAAUAAUGAUAAUUUAAUUGAUGAUAAAGAGAAUAAUCCUAGUUUUGAGAAUUUACCUGAAAAGCCGAUUUUGGAUGACAUGGAUAUACCAUCUACUGCAUCAACAUCAGAUUUAAAUCUUGCCGAUUUUCGUGUAAGACCUAGCAUUGAUAAUGAUGAUCUUUCGGAUUUUCCCGAUCCAACGUUUACUGACAUGGAAGAUAGUCGCCCUCCAGAACCCACACCGAGAGAGCCCGUAUCGGGAAGUCUGCAUUCUACAUUUAUUCCCAUUAUCAAUGAGCUACAAGGAAAAGUAGCUAGAAACAAUAGUAAUAUACUAAGAUUGUUUGAAAACCUGCGGAACGCCCUCCAAAAGGCUGAAGACACAUCACCUGGAAUAGUCGACGAAAUGGUCAGAAGUCUCGUUACAGUUUUGGCAGGAAAAGGAGUGUCUCAACCAGUUUAUUACAUUGUCCGCUCUCUAUGCGAACAAAGGAGAUAG